CGGUCAGCGGAACAUGAUGACACAGCGCAGUGCAAAGCGGCGAGGGAAGCGCCAGACACAGAAAGCCGCCGCCGCUGUAGGCGACGAUGGAGGAGAUGGCAGCUCCAAUGCUCUCGAGUACAUUCUCCUCUUCUGCGUGCAGCUUGGAGUGUUCGCGUCGACGCUGUAUCCCAGUAUUCCUGGAGGAGACUCCGGCGAGCUUGUGUCGGUGGCGUGCGAGCUCGGCGUGGCACAUCCCCCCGGCUAUCCCUUGUAUACGCUGCUGUGCCACAUGUUUAUGCGCAUUGUGCCGUUUGGCACACCUGCUUGGAGAGCCAAUCUCCUUUCCGCAACGUUUGCCAGCAUCGCCGGCACCUGCAUCGCCUGGGUCACAAAUAAGUUGAGCCCACCGUCGAUGCGAGGAGGCGGCAUUGUGGCUGCGGCGUUGUUCAGCUUCACGCGUCUCACAUGGAUGUACUCAAUCACAGCCGAAGUGUUUGCGAUGAACAACUUCUUUGUUGCGCUGCUGCUGGUGUUUCUCAUUCGAUACAUCCAGUCUCCAUCAGUCAGCACGGCGGUUGCCGGCGCAUUCGUGUGCGCGCUCAGCACCACCAACCAGCACACAGUCGUGCUGUAUCUGGUGGUUAUGGUGCCGUGGGUGCUGUGGCAUGGCCGCAAUUUCCUCCUCACGCCGUCAGCCAUUGCCAAACUUGUCGUCGUGUCCAUCUUGGGCAUCACGCCUUACUUCUACGUUCCCAUCUCCGCUUUCCUCAACAAAGCAGAGGCCACGUGGGGCGAUCAGCGCACGCUCGCCGGCUUUGCCAAGCAUUUCCUGCGCCAAGAAUAUGGCACCUUUGAUCUUGGAAGCCGAAGCACAACAUCGACAACAUUGACAGAGCGCAUCAUGCUGCACAUGAAGGACCUGAGCAGCGAGACGCAUCACAUCAUCUUUCCGCUCAUCGCCAUCUGUGUAAUCGCGUUUGCUGUUGAUCGCCGCCGUGUUGUGCGCGAAUCCCGCGUGCCGCUCGUGGGCAUGCUCACAUUCUACGAGCUGUUCUUCAACUGGCGCGCGAAUCUCAGCAUUGAGAACCGCCUCCUCGCUGGUGUCCACGAGCGCUUCUGGAUGCAGCCAAACAUGAUUCUGUGUGUGUUUGCCGGCAUUGGCUUCUCGUAUCUGAUGCAUCGCCUCUCUCGCUUCUUUGCUCUCUCAAGCGCCCAGGCGCUGGGGGUGGUGGCGGCAGUUGCCGUUGCGUCUGUGCAGAUUGCGGCCAACUACGAUGCGCGUGACGAGAGCACCAACACCGCCGUCGCCGAUAUGGGCCGUGCACUCCUCACGGGUCUGCCCGAGGAGGCGCUGCUGCUGACGCGUGGAGAUCUUCCCGGAAAUGCGGCCCGCUAUCUCCACUACUGCGAACACGUCAGGCGCGAUUUGCGCAUUCUCGACCUCGAAAUGAUGACAUACCCAUGGUAUGUGCCGAUGCUGGGCGACAAGUUUGAAGGUGUCGUGUUCCCAGGAGAGAAGAAGGUGUAUCAGCUUGGACCCGAGUAUUACAAUAUGCUGUCGUUCCUGGACAGCAACUACGAUCGCUUUCCCAUCUUUGUGUUUGAAGGCAUGAACGAAGAAGACACCACGUGGCAGCACAAGUACGAGCUGCGGCACUUUGGAAUGUCCAGCAGAAUUGUGCGCAAGGGCGAUCGGUUCUCUGCACACGAGUGGAUUCGCAACGCAACUCGCGCCAUCCCAAACUAUGCGAUCCCGGACCCUGUCAAGUACGACGAGCGGACGUGGGAGGCUGUGGUGCGUGACGGGUAUCUUGCAUCAGCAGUGCUGCUCGCCAUCUCCUUUGAGAGAAACGCGCGUGACGCAACGUCGCAAGAGGAGGGGCUCGCAUAUGCACGCGCAGCAUACCAGGUGUAUGAUGAGCUGUUGGGGCGGGAGACAAGCAAGCUCGAUGCAGCGCCGCCAUUUUGGCACAAGAAUUUUGGCCUCGUUGCAGGCAACCUCUACAGCGCAACCGGCGAGGAGAGGUACAAGGCGAAGAAGUGGGAGCAGUGGCUCAAGUACAUCAACUCGGGAGCAGACGACCCGCAGAUCCCAGAUAUGAUCGCCAUCCUGAAAGGGGAGGGCGCCAUCAAGCACUGACCACCCGCCACAACACCCUCCCUGCCUCCCAUCCCCAGGCCUCUCAUCACGCUGUCUACUUUCCUGCAUGCAUGCGUGCCUGCCUGCCUGCCUGACUGGUUGGUUCCGUUACAUGGUUGCUGUGUCGUCAGUUCAUGUGUCACAUCUCAUGUCACAUCACGAGAACCGGUUGUCGUGUGUGUUGCCCAACAACAAACCAACAAAAGCAAACGCAAAGCA
Molecule: messenger RNA, 2341 nt
Organism: Salpingoeca rosetta
Lineage: Eukaryota; Choanoflagellata; Craspedida; Salpingoecidae
Exons: 21
Coding region: 14-2122 (702 amino acids)
Source: RefSeq, a predicted model, not a curated record